Messenger RNA from Acanthamoeba castellanii str. Neff, 543 nucleotides. Its product is annotated as endothelinconverting protein 1, putative. NCBI's taxonomy places the organism in Eukaryota, Discosea, Longamoebia, Acanthamoebidae. Gene Ontology annotation, molecular function: metalloendopeptidase activity. The coding region runs from base 1 to 543 and encodes 180 amino acids. The transcript has 4 exons. The record is from RefSeq and is a predicted model, not a curated record. Gene Ontology annotation, cellular component: plasma membrane. Gene Ontology annotation, biological process: protein processing.
AUGGAGCGUUUUGGUGGUGGCCGCAGGAGCGGGCUUGUGCUGGCACUGGUAGCCCUGGUGCUGGUGUGCUGCUUCUCAAGUGGGCUUGGUGCGUCAAUCAAGAUCAACAACGACAACGUUGGAAAAUUCCUGCGGCCCUUCGCCUCCGCGACCAACGUCACUGAGUUGGGCAAGGAGAUGCUCGCCAUCAUGAACACCACCGUCGAUCCGUGCACUGACUUCUACGAGUACUCGUGCGGGAGCUGGCUGUCCUCCUUCCCGCUGCCCUCGGACGCCUCCCGCUUUGCGCUCGCCACUGACUCGGUGAACAAGAAGAAUCUUCUGACCCUCCAGAAGAUCGUGGCGGAUCCUUCUGGCGAGUGGCCCGUGAUUGGUCCGUUCUACAACUCGUGCAUGAACAUGGACCUGAGGGACGAACUCGACUACACCGCCUUGGAGGAGCUGCUGUCGGAGCUGGAUGGAAUCACAUCGGUUGAAGGCCUGAUGGUCGCUGUGGGCGUACUGCACAACGUGGGCGUUCCUGCGCUCUUCUCCAUCGGGUAA